Molecule: messenger RNA, 637 nt
Organism: Pelobates fuscus (common spadefoot toad)
Lineage: Eukaryota; Metazoa; Chordata; Amphibia; Anura; Pelobatidae
Gene: GPHA2
Product: glycoprotein hormone subunit alpha 2
Exons: 4
Coding region: 89-472 (127 amino acids)
Biological process (GO): cell surface receptor signaling pathway
Cellular component (GO): extracellular region
Molecular function (GO): hormone activity; hormone receptor binding
Source: RefSeq, a predicted model, not a curated record
AUAUAAGUAUAUAUACACCUUCAUUCAACACUAAGGAAAAGCGCAGUCUGAAUAACUGAUCUUUAACCAUCAAUAAGAUUCCUUCACCAUGUCCAUUCUCUUGGGAUCAGUCUUCCUCUCCAUUGCCGUGAUGAUGUCAGAAACGCAGACACAUGAUGUCACCACUCCAGGAUGUCAUCUUCAUCCAUUUAAUGUUACUAUAAGAAGUGAUCGCAAAGGAACGUGCAGAGGAACCCAAGUCAUUCAUGCCUGUGUGGGCCACUGUGAGUCAAGUGCUUUCCCAUCCAAAUAUUCGGUGCUGGCGGCAAGUGGAUUUAAACAUAAUAUUACGUCAGUGUCACAGUGCUGCACUAUAAGCAAAUUGCAGAAGGUUAAGGUUCAAUUGCUCUGCGCUGGAUCUCGUUGGGAAGAGAUAGAAAUUGGCACUGCCAAAGCAUGCCAAUGUGAUAUGUGUCGUCUCUCAAGAUACUAACAUGAACACACUCUCAUGUCAUAUUACUAGCAGUGUCAGAGCUCCUGUUUGCCACAUUCAGGCAUUUUAUAGUUUAGCUGGUGGGAGGCAGUAGAAGUCCAAACGUCUCUGUUACACGGUUGUACAAACCCAUAUACACACCAGCACAUGUAAACACUGAAUAAA